AUGGAUAUAUUGCCAUUGAAUUUCCGAGUUCUCUGGUUCUGUGGUGCAUGGAGCGAAAAGAAAGAUAAUAACGGUCUUUUUAUUCGUUUUUUAAGUUUCUGCUAUAGGUAUGCCAUUGUUAUUUUAAUAUAUGAAUUUACGAUAUCAGAAGUAAUUGAGCUUGUAAGAACGCACGAUAAUAUCGAAGGUAUAACUGAAGGACUUUUCUUAGCGUUAACUUAUGUAGCUUUAUGCUUUAAAUAUGGGAACUUCUUAGUUCGACAAAACGAAGUAUCCAUGUUGUUGGACUGUUUUCGAAAAGAAACAUGUCAGCCAAGGAAUUCCGAAGAAAGGAUGAUCCUUAUUAAGUACGAUCGCAAAGCUAAAUGGUGUGUCAAGACUUUCAUGAGUAUAUCUCAAGCAACUUGCAUAGCUCUUAUACUCGCUCCUAUCGUUGGACCCCAAAAUACUGACAGACCUUUACCGUUCAAGACAUAUCUACCAUACUCGAUAUCUGGUUUAUAUCCAUAUUUAGCGACCUACCUUCAGCACGUAGGCGCAAUAUUUUAUGGGGUACUCCUCAAUGUCUCGUUCGACUCCCUCGUCUAUGGUUUCACCCUUCACGUCUGUGGACAAAUCGAGCUGCUGUGUUAUCGUCUGUCCAAGAUCUACAAGGAUCAUUCGAAGCAACAUCAGUUAUACGUACACGAGAUCGUGCGCAGGAUACAGUCGUUGUUUGUGUGGACUGUGACGAUUUUAUUCAUUUUCAGCAUGGUGACUUUGUGCACCAGUAUUUUCCAAAUGUCCAAGAAGAGGCUUCUUAGCGUCGGAUUUUUGUCAUUGACUUUGUACCUCGGCUGUAUGCUGUUUCAAGUGUUCUUUUAUUGCUGGUAUGGAAACGAGCUGCAAUUAAAGAGCAAAGGCAUUGGCGACGCUAUUUAUUCAAGCAAUUGGACGGUAGCCACAACGCGAGACCGCAGAAGUCUGUUGUUCGUAAUGGCCACUAGUCAAAAGGGAUUGAAGCUGUCUUACUACGGAAUUUUUAGUUUGGCUCUCGACACUUUCACUUGGAUUUUAAAAACGUCUUAUUCUACUUUUAACGUCUUACAACAGACGUCGAUGUGAUUAGACUGAAAU
Molecule: messenger RNA, 1116 nt
Organism: Acromyrmex echinatior (Panamanian leafcutter ant)
Lineage: Eukaryota; Metazoa; Arthropoda; Insecta; Hymenoptera; Formicidae
Product: 4-vinylanisole receptor
Biological process (GO): sensory perception of smell; detection of chemical stimulus involved in sensory perception of smell
Cellular component (GO): plasma membrane
Molecular function (GO): olfactory receptor activity; odorant binding
Source: RefSeq, a predicted model, not a curated record